This is a messenger RNA of Thermochaetoides thermophila DSM 1495, 1311 nucleotides long. RefSeq lists its product as uncharacterized. The transcript has 2 exons. Gene Ontology annotation, molecular function: SUMO ligase activity; zinc ion binding; ubiquitin-protein transferase activity. Gene Ontology annotation, cellular component: nucleus; Smc5-Smc6 complex. The record is from RefSeq and is a predicted model, not a curated record. Bases 1 to 1311 code for a protein of 436 amino acids. NCBI's taxonomy places the organism in Eukaryota, Fungi, Ascomycota, Sordariomycetes, Sordariales, Chaetomiaceae. Gene Ontology annotation, biological process: double-strand break repair via homologous recombination; protein ubiquitination; protein sumoylation.
AUGUCUCGAUUAAUCCAACGCUCCCGCCGCCCCACGGCCCCCGAUUCCGACGACGACAUCCCCUCCGUCGCUCCCGUCCGCAUGCCACGCUAUGAACCGCCCUACUACCCCCUUAACGACAUCUCCAAACAACAACUGGCCGACCUGGCCCGUCAAGGCUCCGACCCCACGGCCCGCCGCCUCCUCGAAAAACACCUCGCCCGCUCGACCGCCGAGCUGACCCAAUCUGUUGGCGCCAUCAACGAGGUCCUGUCAGCCCGCAAACGCCAUCUUGGCGAGCUAGCUAAGAAGCGGCUGGCGCAGGGGGAGGAGGAGAAGGAUGAGCAGGAGCUGGCGCUGGAGGAGUAUAUUACUAAAUUGGAUGGGCUAAUUGCGGAGCUGACCGACCAGGCGGAGGCUGCGCUGAGGCAAGUGAUUGAUUAUCGAGCGGAGAUUGAGGAUAGUAGGGUGGUUUUGGAGAGGGUAUUGGCUGGGUUGGGGGAGCAAGAGGUUAGGGUUAGGGCGAGACAGGCAGAGAAAGAGAAGCAGAGAGGAGAGAAGAGAGUUAAGAGGGAGGGGGGGGAGCAGAGGAGGAGACAGAGGGGGCCUGGCGGGGGUGAUGAUGAGGGGGAAGAAGAGGCUGAGGGAGAGGAAGAGGAGGAGGAGGAGGAGGAGGAGGAGGAGGAGGAGGAGGAGAUACAGGCUGAGAAAGAGCAGCUUGAGCCUCUGCCGGGAGUCAAGGAGUUGCUUGAGGCUGCCCGAAAGGCGAAGAUGGAGGAGUACGAGUCGCAGAGUGCGUACCAGAAGUAUGCCAUACACAACGACUACAUUGAGUUUAAGCGGACGUGGCAUGAGGCGAUGCAUGAGGAUGACCAGGUCCCGUUGCCGGAUCCGACUACUUGGUUUGAUGAGCACGGUCGUCCGGUCAAGGAUGCUGCAGUCGGAGAUGAGGAUCUCAUUAUCGAGAGGGAGAUCAUCGAUCUUAAGUGUCCGCUGUCCUUACAGAUUAUGAAGGAUCCUUAUAGCAAUCAUAAGUGCAAACAUACUUUUGAGAAGUCGGCUAUUAUGGAGUUUAUAAGGAGUAAUGGCGGCCGGGCAAAAUGUCCGGUUUGCUCCAAGGAAUUACGUAUCGCAGACCUCUAUCCUGACGAGGUCAUGAAGAGAAAGGUCCAGCGUGCAGAACAGCGGGCUCGCAGAGGCAAAGAGCCGGCCACUUCUGAUGUUGAAGAUGACGAGGCCGAGGAUGCUAGUCUAAUCGUCGGCCGGUCUGUUAACGUCAAGAAGGAGAGGAGUGGGCGGCGUCCGCUGGAAGAUAUUGAGGUUGACGACUAG